AGAAAAAUAAAUAAAUAAAUAAAUAAAAAGGGGGAGAGGUAUGUUUCCCUUAAUUAUAGAGAGAAGGAAUUUAAAGCUUUGUAGACGAAUGCAAGACAAUCCUCAUCAUUCCUGAAGCUACUUUACAGAUUUCUUUCAUUUCAUUUCUCAGAUCAUUCAGAGGCGCAAAACAAACUGUUGAAUUAUAGAUAUAAGCUUUCCAUCUUGCUUGUAUUUGGGAAAAAAUAGGAUAUAUAUAGUGUUCAAUUGCAUCGGUAAUUAGAGUGAGAAUCGAGAAAGAAACGCGAAGAGAGCGUGUUGUGAUUGUUGGAACUUUGUCUUUAAAUUUAGAAUCGAAGAGUUGAUGUUUGGGUCUGUUGACGAUCGGUUGGCAGCCGAAAGGAAGGAACCAAGUGUGGAGGAGCUCUACAAUGCAACGAAAUUAGUUUAUCAGAUUGAGCAGUUUUGAGAGGUUGUUGACUCAUGCAAGGAGCUGUAGAGGAAGCAGAUCUUGAUGUUCAGAAGAAUAUGAUGAGAUAACAUGUUAACAUUAUGGGCUGAAAGAAAAUUUGGCAAGCAUUCCAUGAGUCGGAAAAAUCGUAUGAGAGCAGAAUCUGGAACUUGUAACGUCUGUUCCGCUCCUUGUUCAUCUUGUAUGCAUCGCAACAUAGUUAUCAUGGGAUCAAAGAUUGAUGAGUUCUCUGAUGAAACAUGUCGUGAAACGACAGCAAGUCUUUUUUCUGGUGUUGACAAUGUUGGCUCUAAAGGUAGACCAUGUGACAGCCUUCAACAUGCUGUCAGUGAAGCAAGCAACCUGCUCAGUGCCAAUUCCAGUCCUGAUUCUUUCUCGGUGAAUGCUGAAAGCAAAGCUACUGUUAGGUCUUGUGAUAUAUCUGUCACUUCGGAAGAUUAUGAUACUCAUCCAAAGUUGUCGUCUGGUGGAGAGGAUAAAAUAUCUCUGAAACCUGACUGUGUUUUGGAUCAGAGAAUCUUCUCUCCUAAAUAUAAUGAUGCCAAGGGUGUGGAAGGACAUGAUGAUAAUAUGUCAAGUGUUAGCAGAGCCAGUGAUGCCGAUACAGCAGCCAUUCAUGAUGAAAGAUUUGUAGACAUUAAGAAUUUAUCUCAUAGUUCAGCAUCAGUUUGUAGUUUAGGUCCAGAAGGAUCUAGGAAGGCACCAUUUUCCCAGAAAUUAGGCUCCUCAGAGAUUCUUCCAGCAAAAGAGGCUGAUACUGGUUGUGGUUCUCCAAAGGUUCAAAGUCCAUUUUCUCAUUCACGCAGUGAUAAGUCGCUUAUUGGAGGCUUCCCUGAAGCAUGGACAAAAAUAUCUCCAAAGUCAGAAGAAGAAGUUGAGAAGGAUGGUGGGGACCCACAAGAUGAAGCUUUUAAGAAUUCAGGCCAUGAUGAACAUGAUUUGAAGUUGUUGGCUGAGUCACCUGACAUGCAGCCUCUACAAGCAGUGUCUGGGGAUGAGAGUGAUGAGUCAGACAUUGUAGAACAUGAUGUAAAAGUCUGUGAUAUUUGUGGGGAUGCAGGACGAGAGGAUUUGCUUGCUAUUUGUAGUAAAUGCAGUGAUGGGGCAGAGCACAUCUAUUGCAUGAAAGAAAUGCUUCAAAAACUUCCUGAAGGUGAAUGGCUAUGCGAAGAAUGCAAGUUUGCAGAGGAAACUGAAAAUCAGAAGCAAGUUUUAGAUGCAGAGGAUAAAAGAACAAACAAUUUAAGUACACAAAACUUUGGUAAGAGACAAGCUGAAAAUCUAGAGCCUGCUGUGGCAGCUAAAAGACUGGCUGUUGAAACAAGUCUAGGACCAGCAAAAUCAUCCAGCCCUACCAGAACAGCUGCUUUAUCACGGGAUAGUUCAUUCAAAAGCAUGGAUAAGGGGAAAGUAAAGCCAGCAUCUUUUGGUAAUAUUUCCAGCGCUGAUGUCUCAGAAACUGCACGUUCUCCUAGUGGUCUGCUGCUUCAGACACCCAAGGGUACUUUAUUAAAAUCCAGUUCAUUCAACACCUUGAAUUCCAAGCCAAAAUUUAAACUUGUUGCAGAAGUUGUUCCUCAAAAACAGAAAGGCAGCAGAGAACAAGCAACCUUUGAUAUGAAAGAAGGGUUUUCUAGAGCAAUGAACAAAUCUCAGUCAUUUAAAUCUGCAAAUUUUGGGCGUACAAGUACUAGCGAAUCAAAAUUUAGAACCCUUUCACCUCGAUUGUCUCAGGAUCUGAAAGGACUAAAACAAGUGAAAGAGCGUAAUGUAUUUGAAAGGAAAAAUUUGUUGAAGUUGGAUAAGUCUCAUGCUGGUUCAGCAACAGCCAGUGCUGCUAUUUCAACACCCAAGGUUGAGCAAAAGCUCACAUCUCGUGGUGAAACAGUGCCUCUUUCAUCUGCAGGCAAUAACCGGGAAUCAAAGAUUGUGAAGUCUGAAGGAAAAGCAAACACAUUGUCAAAGUUAAACAGCAAUCUAGCUCGUAGAGGUGCAGAAGUCCCAGCUUCUCUGGUUAGAGCUUUGUCUAUGAAUGGAAUGUCGAGUUCUGCUACUGAACAGAAGUCUUUCCUUGUUGUCCCCAAGGAUGAGCCCUCAUCCGGUUCUUCUUGGACUGCUGAUAGGCCAUCAAACAAUGUCAGUGAAAUUCUGCAAGAUAGACUACCUCGAUCAUUGGAAUUGACAACUCAGGGUGAAAAACCCAAUGUUUGUCAUCCAAGGCCUUCUACUACUACUGGUUCAAAAAAUGUUCCAUGUCAAAAGUGUAAAGAAAUGGGUCACGAUGUGGAAAGUUGCCCCAUUUCUAGUCCACAGGUUUCUGGUUUUGAUAUACCUGCUGGAAAGAAUUCUGGGGAGGAGAUGAUCAACGGUAAUAAGUUGAAAGCUGCAAUCGAGGCCGCCAUGCAUAAAUUGCCUGUAUCAUAUGGAAGGAAUAGAGUGAAUGAUCAAUCAGAUGGGUUGUGCAUGACAAGUGUAGAUGGGUUGUGCAUGACAAGUGUAGAUUUGGAUUGUGAAGGAGCUUCUCAAGAGCAAUUUUUGGUCUCAAAUAUGACAAAGAAUAUGAUUUCCUUGGAAGAAACACAUGAAGCACAAACUAAUAUGAGAAACUGUUCCUCUGACUCUUACAAACAAUCAACUAUCAAUCAAGGCAAACAGUUUGGUGCCAAUUCCACUGAUUUGAGAGUUGGGGAUCCAAGUUCAACUGCACACCUUGGAAAGGCUCCAAUGAGGGACUUGUCUGGAUACACUUUGGCAGCAUCAUUUACUCUUUUGAAGAUGUCAGCCAUCCCAGAGCAUGAAUACAUUUGGCAGGGGGGAUUUGAAGUACAUAGGGGAGGAAACAUUCCAGAUUUAUACGGUGGAGUUCAAGCACAUUUAUCAUCAUAUGCAUCACCUAAAGUUCUUGAAAUGGUGAACAAAUUUCCCCAGAAAAUUCAAUUGAAUGAAGUACCUCGCUUGAGCACAUGGCCAAUGAAGUUUCAUGAAAGUGGUGCAAACGAACAUAAUAUUGCUCUUUAUUUCUUUGCGAAAGAUCAUGAGAGCUAUGAGAGCAAUUACAAGUGUCUGGUGGAUAGCAUGAUGAAGAAUGAUUUAGCACUGAAGGGAAACCUAGAUGGUGUGGAACUCCUGAUUUUCCCAUCCAGCCAGCUUCCUGAGAACUGUCAGCGUUGGAAUUUGCUAUUUUUUCUAUGGGGUGUAUUCAGGGCAAGGAAAGUGAGUUGCUCUAAUGCCUCAAAGAAUUCAAGUAUUAUCGGUGGUUCAUAUAUGAUGCCCUUAGAGAGGGAGAUGUCUGCUGAUGCCAUAUCUUUGUCUCAGAAGCUAUGUUUGCCCAAGCAUGUAGAUAAAUUUUCAUCUGCUUCUGAUAGUUCUCAUAACAUAGCCCUAGAAUUCAGUUGUCCUGACAAGACAGGCACCACAGUGAAUGGGGAUUAUGAUAACAAGGUGUCUUGUGAUGAGCAGACAUCCUUGGGUUCACAGGUCCACUCUCAGCAACAAGAUGGACUUGACUCCAGAUACACUCCAAGGACUGCAACAAUAACUCAAUUGUCCAAGGAAAUGAGAUGCACCAGUUCUCCCCUGGAAAAGUGUAAACUUCCAGUUUGCAGGCGGGGCACUGAGCUCAAACCCUCUCUCAAGGAAAUUAAAACUGAUGUUGGCAAAAUUGAGAAGACAGAACAUGUAGUUUCUCCAUUUGUUGAAGAAGAGAGGUUAGAAUUAAAAGUUCUCCCUUUAGGUAAUGAGGAGAAUGUUGUUUCUGCGAAGAUGCCUGAUUUAAUGGUAAGGGGAAGAAAUCAAGUUGACCUUGAAAGGUGCUUGAAGGAUGAUGAUGGUUAUAUAGACCUAGAAACUUCCUUGGGUAGAAACCUGAACUUUAAAGGUCUCAACUGUCAGCAGUCCAAUCACCAUAAACGCCCACGUUUGGAUUUAGUGGAAACUUUGUCAGAAAAUUCUAGUAGCACAAGCCAAAAAAUGACUUGGAAAGAAGCAUUUGUAGACGGAGAAAGUACUAGUAAGAAGCCAAAGACAUGUUUUAGUGGAUCAUAUGGAUGUAGUAGUUCUAGAGAUAGAGAUUCUUUCAGUGAUGGAUUUUCUUCACAGAGAGAUGAUCUGCAUCCUAGUUCUACAGUUGAGGAUAAGAGAUGUGAUGUGUUAUGUGACAAAAAAGUUAUUCCUGAGGACUCGGGAACUGCAGAGAGGUACUUCUUUCCUGUGGAUUCACAUGUAAAGGAUUUUCAGUUGGGGUCUGACCCUAUGCCAUGGAAAGCACUCUCAUCAAAAGAUGAGGAUCAAUUUCAUGAUGGGAUUCCAAAUCUCGAACUUGCUUUAGGGGCUGAGAAGAAACCACCAAAUAAGGGAAUGUUGCCUUUCUUUGUCGGGUCAUUAGACAAAAAUAAUAACCAGGACAACGGAAAGGCGGAGGAUGUGUCUGCAUCCCUUUCCCUUUCCCUUUCAUUCCCAUUUCCAGACAAGGAACAACAAACUGUCAAACCUGUUCCAAAAACAGAGCAGCUUCUGCCUGAAAGACGUCGUGUGGAUACUUCACUGUUCCUCUUUGGGGGUUUUCUUGGACAAAUAGACCAACAGUAAAAUCUCACAGUUUGUACAUUAUUGUGCCCCAUUUGGAAUUAUGAAUGUCUAUGUAUACAAAGAUCAUGUGCAAUGAUCAUCAUGGGCUAUAUAGGAGAUCUACUUUUCCAUCUGUUAAUAACCACACAAGACUUAUAAUUAUUUUUCAUUUAGAUUUUCUGGUUUUUUGAGUGCAUAGUUAAAGGCUUAUUGUAUAUAAAGAGAAUCGAAGCCAAGCACAGUUUGAAAUGCCACAAGAAAUUUGCAGGAGUUUUGAUUUCA
Molecule: messenger RNA, 5299 nt
Organism: Mangifera indica (mango)
Lineage: Eukaryota; Viridiplantae; Streptophyta; Magnoliopsida; Sapindales; Anacardiaceae
Exons: 12
Coding region: 521-5038 (1505 amino acids)
Source: RefSeq, a predicted model, not a curated record